Messenger RNA from Anisakis simplex (herring worm), 4305 nucleotides. The record is from the annotation of a GenBank genome assembly. NCBI's taxonomy places the organism in Eukaryota, Metazoa, Nematoda, Chromadorea, Rhabditida, Anisakidae.
AUGAGUUGUUUCAGGUAUCUGGAUACAACUACAAAUGGAUUUUACUAUUUGAUGGAUGGAAAUCAAGGCUGGAAAAAGAAGGUAUCAACGAACAGCGUGAAUAUAACGACGAAUAACAAUGGUGUUGAGAAUGAACUAGCUACGUCAACACACCGUCACUAUCACAACGUUGUUGCAUCAUCUCCGAAUAAUAACAGCAGCUCAAACAGUAGUCAACUACAUCAAAAAGGAUUAGCAACUACUGUGCAUCCAGUUCAGUCCACGUUAUCUCACGUGUCCACUGGUAACAGUAACAAUAAUAAUAAUAAUAAUCCGCAGCAACUGCAAAGAGCGCGUGCUCAUAAGGCGAGUAUGAAUACGAAUCAAGCGAACACAAGGUCGAGUGGUAAACGAGAUCAGGAUGGUGCCGGUUCAGUGAAGAGUGCUGCAGUGAUGAACAAUAAUAAUAAUAAUAAUAAUCCGACGACGACAAGUAAUUCGUCAACGAAUCAGCAGCAAUGGGCAUCCACGUCGAAUGCUCAACCGAAUCAACCGGGAACGGCUGCACAUCAUAAUACGAGUAGUAAUAGUGUUAAUAGUAAUAAUAAUAAUAAUAAUAAUAAUCCAACAUCGACAACGACGACCUCAGGCGGGAGCUCGGGUGGCGGUGGUGGUGGGGGAGCGCAACCAAGGAUUUCAACACGUCCGUAUUUCACGCAACCGCAAGCCGCGGGUUUUGUGGCACGAAGUACUUAUCCGGCGUCAGUAGCCAGUGGUGCAAUGUCAUCGUCGAAUGCACGAGGAGCAGGCACAAUGGGUGCCGGUGUUGAUUACUGGCAUAAGAAUGGUGGUGAUUCGAUGAAACAACGACAGUAUCAUCAACAGUCGGCGACAGAUCACGGUCAGCCGCCACAUCAGCCACAACGUCGUAUCAGCGGCGAUGACCAGUCAUCGAACCAACAACAGUCCCCACACACAAGUAUCCAUAACGAUCCGAAUAGCAACAAGACGAAAGCUUAUUAUCAACGUAACGAUCGUUGGCAAUCACGUGGCUCUCAUCCGCAGGCACCACCCAAAUUAACACCUGCGCAACGACGUGCUCGUGGACCGUUGCCCGACUGGGAGGCCACAGACGGCACAGAAGAGGACAAUUUCGACUAUAUGGAUCUGAUGGAAACACAGUACUCGCAAUACUAUGCGAUGUCAGCCGUUCCACCAUUCGAUCCGACCGCCACGGGUCUCGAUGCGGCAUUGGCUGCGGCCAUUCCGAGCCUUGUGCUCCAACAACAACAGCAGCAGCAGAUGGCCGCCGCAGCGGCUGCUGCAGCCGCAGCAUUGGCAUUCCGUCAGGGCGCACCGCUGCCGCCCGGUGUGCUCAGUCCACAUCUACUCUCUCAUCCACCACCAACUUUGAACAGCACUGCGCCUGGCCCUGUCACACCGGCCAGUGCUGCUAGCGCAGGUGUAAACGCACCCACGGUCACACCGGUAACACCCGGCUUGAACGCUAACGAGACGUCACGUCCCGACUCGGCUGCCUCGUCGCUAACCUCAACCACAGUCCCGGCCACUCCAACGGCUCUCCUCUCACCGUCCGGUGCUCCUUUGCCUGCCGCUGCUCUCGCCAAACCAGAGUUGACCGCCUCGAUCGGUGGACCACCAGGACCAGCAGCUACGUUAGCUGCAGCACCAUUCGCGAUAUACCCGCCAGCAAGCGCUUUCUUACCAGUCAAUGAGGACACAUUGAAGGAUUACGUUAGGAAGCAAAUUGAAUAUUAUUUCUCAUCGGACAAUUUACAAAAAGAUUUUUUCCUUCGUCGCAAAAUGGACAAAGACGGCUUCUUGCCGUUAUCUCUGAUUGCGAGUUUCCCUCGUGUACGCUCCCUUACGCAAGACCUGAAAUUGAUUGCUGACGGUCUUCGUGGAAGUGAGAAGGUUGAAAUUAGUGACGAUGGACGAAAGAUUCGUCCACGUUCGAACCCACAACAGUGGCCACUAGCGCCAGCAACCCAAAGCAGUGAGGUGGAUGAAAUGGCCGACACGCGACGUACUUCGAUGACAAUGAGCCCACCAAUGAGUGGUGGUGAAGAUUCAUCGAUGAUAUCUGCGGGUAAACAGCCGACACAAUCACAGCCGCCGCCACAACAGGCAGCAACAAUCACGAAACCACUAGUAGAGACGGAGACUUCAGCAAAGGAAAACGACCGAAAAGAUAUGCCGAAACAAACGAGCAGCAGUGCAACGCAGAAGGCUGAAAUAGCCAUUGAGAAGUUGACAGCCGAAGCGAACGAAUUAUCAAUAAGCGAUAAGAAUAGUAGACCGGUAAUUGGUGGCGGCAGUGAACAAAAAUCAGCGAAGCAACAACCGACAUCUAAACAACAACAACCACAAAAACAACAGCAACCGAAAGCACAAACUCAAGGCGCAGCUCAGGAUGCGACACCUCAAGCUCAACAGCAGAAGCAGUCUGUGCCGUCAAAGAAAUCGUCAGAUUUUGAGACGGUUAUUGCCGAAAAAACGACAAUCGAUGCCUCUCAAUCGAGCGUUCAACAGCCAGACCAGAACAAAUCUGAGUCUGGCCAACAAGCACCGAAACCAGUCCAGCAACAGCAGCAGCAGACCAAACAGUUGGAUGCUGACUCAACAACUGCAUCUUCUCAGCCAAAAAGUGGUGGUGCUGCAGGAGAUGAAGAAGCACAAGAAGUGGAACACUGGCAAGAGGUGAAGAGUCGAAAGCACAAAAAGAGUCGUCAUGGAACGAUGCCGAAGUCAGGAAGCGGUCAUCAGCAGCAGUCUUAUCAUCAAUAUCAACAAGCUCAUCACGGCGGUGCACAGCAAGCAUCACAGUCACAACAUCAGCAACAAAACACAACGAACAACGUCACUGCACUGUCUUCGAAUCGUCAAACUGCAGCAGAUCUUGACUUUCAGUUUGACGAGGAAAUUGGUGAUGAGACAACGGAAGUGAUGCAUCGAAAGGAUAAAAAGGGUGGUGGUUCCAUUGGAGGUGGAGGGGGUGGAGGCACAGCUGAACGGACGAUGACGAUGAGUUCGGACGAAUCAUCAGAUGAGUUGAGUGAUGCGAACGUGAAAAAGUUGAUCAUCGUCACGCAAACACCACCACCGCCAACGAAACGACAAUACGAUCGAACCGGUGACUAUACGACACGUGCAAAAAUGAAUCAAAGACUCAACGAAGAGAUGGAGAUGGGGCUGCGACGUUACGAGUAUGAAUUGUGGAGCCAUAAAGAGGCUGAACACACACAGUCAGUGAAAAAGGUUGAUACGGUGUCAGCCGAAGAGUUCAAGCAGUUGAAAGGCGGUGGCGAGAGUUCGUCAAAUGAGCCGUCUCAAGAGCCACCUCCGAAGGUGAUUCCAACACCCAACGAGGUACCUGCCAUAUCGUCUGUUUGGACGCAGAAGGCUCGUGAACGAGCUGCGGCUGCAGCUGCGCUCACUCCGAAGAGUCCACUAGCCAAACGCGAAUCAGCUCGUGGCAAACUGGUGCCACGCUUCUAUCCAGUCACGAAACCAACAGUGACCAUACCAGAUUCGUCGUCAUCACCGAGAAAACAGAAGACUCGACACAGCAAGAAUCCACCAAUUGAAACGCCGAUUGGUUGGGUGCUGGGAACACGUUCGAGAACUUCCUCAUUGAAUGCUGAUGGAACAUCAGAUUCGGCCAGUCUUCAAGCCAUACCAGGACCAUCGAUUCCUCUGCCGCAGCAUCCAUCAAUGACACUUUUACGUGAGAAUGGAUUCGAGCAGCAGGUAUACACGAAAUGGAGAGCAUCGUGUCUUAAACAGAGGCAACAUCUUGGCUUUGGAACAGUCGAGAUGAAUGCUUUCUUCCGAUUUUUAUCAUUCUUCUUGCGAGACAAUUUUAAUCGCAAAAUGUACGAAGAGUUUAAACAAUUAGCCGUUGAGGAUGCUCAAGCUGGAUAUAGGUAUGGAUUAGAGUGUCUAUUCCGCUUCUAUAGUUAUGGUCUUGAGCGUAAGUUCCGUCCUGAAAUUUAUUUGGAUUUCCAAAAGGAGACGAUAGCGGAUGUGGAACGAGGUGAGUUGUACGGAUUGGAGAAGUUUUGGGCAUUCUUGAAAUACUACAGACAUUCACGACGACUCGAAGUGGACACGUUCCUCAAAGAGCAAUUGGCCAAAUACAAGAAGUUGGACGAUUUUGCUGUUGAUCCGGCUGACGCAGCAAAACGAGAAUUGGCCACAGAUACGAAACCAAAAAAUGCGGGAUCGACGGGUGGUAAUAUUACAACGUCUGCUUCUUCAACUACAAAUAAUACCAGAACAGCAUCUGCAACGACAAAGCGAUGA